This is a messenger RNA of Xiphias gladius (swordfish), 3436 nucleotides long. RefSeq names its product immunoglobulin-like and fibronectin type III domain-containing protein 1. The record is from RefSeq and is a predicted model, not a curated record. The transcript is spliced from 22 exons. Gene Ontology annotation, molecular function: protein binding. Lineage: Eukaryota; Metazoa; Chordata; Actinopteri; Istiophoriformes; Xiphiidae.
AUGCUCAGCAGCAAAGCAGCCGUCAUCCGUGGUAGAUCUAAGAUUCCUGGAGUGAUGAUCACGCAGUAUGUGGUAGACAUGCCUGAGGGAAAAAGCACCCCAGAUUUCCAGUGUAAACCAGUUCCAGUAACCAUCCAGGAAGGGAAAUUAGCUGUUUUUAAAGCUGUGGUGAAGGGCGAUCCAAAACCACAGGUGUCAUGGAGAAGAACUAAAGGACCUACUUCAGACAAGGACAAAUUUCAGAGUAAAUAUGAUGAAUCAACUGGAGAGCACAUAUUAGAGAUUCGCAAAGUCUCUGCUGCUGAAGCCGAUACAUACAAAUGCUAUGCAGUCAACGAGUAUGGUAAAGCUGUCUGCACGGCAACUUUAAGUGUGAUUGAGGGUAAGACUUCAACGAAUCCAUCAGAUUUCAGAAAAUUGCUGAGGAAAAGGUAAAAAAAAAAAAAAAAAGAAAAAAAAAGACAUCAAGAUUCAGAUGGGGAAACAGAUGAAAUAUUCUGGGAUGCGAUGCUGAACGCUGACAGGAAAGACUAUGAGCGCAUCUGUGCUGAGUUUGGUGUGGAUGGUGUGAUUCCCUAUGAUGAAGACGCAUCAGAGAAACACAGUCUUAAGAGUGUUGGGAGGACGAAGGAUCUCAGUAUUAAAGGCCUGAUGCAAAAGGACACAAGGCUGAAUCAGGUGGAUGUCGAACAGGUCAACCUCCUCAACACAGAGCUGAAAGUUUCGAAUGUGGACUUUGUGAUCAAAAUUCAGGAGAUUAAAGUAGAAGAAAGAGAAGAUGCCCUCUUUGAGUGUGUCCUGACACACCCACUACCCAGGAUCACGUGGAUGGGCAAGGGCAGCAUUCUGGAGGAUGGAGAAAAAUAUAGCAUAACCAUGUCAGACCAUAAACAUAUCCACAGGCUGGUGAUCAAGGACUGCAACCAGCUGGACAAAGGCAUCUAUUCAGCUGUGGCUGGCAUUACGUCCUGCAGUGCCUGGCUGGUUGUGGAAGCUGAGGCUGACCCCACAUCUGCUGGCAAGAAGAAACCUCGUAAAACUACUUUGGCUGGUGGAGCAUGGACCGACCUUGAGAAAGUGGCCAAAGAGCAACAAAUAAAAAACCAAGAGGAAAUGGAGAAGAUUUUAGCAGCGGAAAAAUCAAAGCAUAAAAGGCAAGGCCCACUGAUAGAAGAUUUGGUGAUUGUAAACAAACAAAUUCACUGUUUGUUAGAUCCAGGGGUCCACUUCAUCUAUGGAGUGUCUGAUGUCAAUGCUAUCAUCGGUGAGACUGCUGAAUUAACAUGUAAGCUCAGCAGUGAAGACUGUGAAGGAGCCUGGUUCAGAGACGGCAAAAAGAUAUCCCCAGAUGACAAUUUCACCAUCACUAAAGAGGGUGCUAUCCAUAAAUUAGUCAUAAUCAGGUGCACGGAAGAGAUCUCUGGGAAAUAUCGUUUUGAAGCAGAUGGUCGUAAAACAGAGGCGAUUAUCAACGUCAAAGAUCCCCCAAGGUUUGACCCUGAAGACCUCAAUGCUUUCACUGAGCGUGUUCCAGUUAAAGCGGGGCACAAUGCCAUCUUCAAACUGCAAUUUGUUGGCCAUGAACCCAUAAAGAUUCAGUGGUACAGAGAGGGAGAAGAGCUCCAAGAUGACAGCAAUACAAAGAUAGAGAAAUCUGCAAGCCACAGCCGCUUGCUCCUUAGCAAGUGCCAGAGGAAGGACACCGGAGAGAUCAAGAUCAAGAUCAAGAACGAACACGGCUUCAUUGAGGGGAUUUCACAGCUAACGGUGCUCGCCUUUCCUGGCCCGCCAGCACCCCCACAGGUGGUCAGUGCCUAUGACGACUGCAUUAACCUUUCCUGGGCUUCACCCAGUAACACAGGAGGUUCGCGCAUCCUGGGCUAUAUUUUGGAAAGACGCAAAAAGGGGAGUAAUCUCUGGACUGUUGUCAACGCCAUGGAUGAGCUAAUAAAAGAGAAGAAAUAUGCAGUGAAGGAUGUUGUGGCAGGUAUGGAAUACGAAUUCAGAGUUACUGCCAUAAACCUUUCCGGGGCUGGUGAAUUUAGCAACCCUUCAGAGUUUGUUUUUGCACGGGAUCCCAAGAAGCCUCCUGGCAAAGUUACAGGCCUGAAGGUGACGGAAACGUCUUACACCCACUUGGUCCUGACGUGGACCAAACCUGAGGAGAAACCGGAGAUACAGGAUGAAGCAAAAGGAUAUUUUGUUGAAAUUCGGCAGGCGGAUUGCAUUGAAUGGUCCCGCUGUAACAGCGCUCCCGUCAUCACGACUUCCUUCAGCGUGAAAGGCCUUAAGUUCAUGGACAUGUACUGGGUGAGAGUGAUUGCGACCAACGACGGAGGAGAGAGUGCACCUGAGGAGCUGGCUAACUAUGUCCUUGCUAUGCCCUCACCUGUGAGGCCAAAGUUCACAAACCACAAGAUGAAGAGUUUCAUGGUGGUGUGUGCGGGAAACUCUGUCAGGAUCAGAGUAAACUUUGAGGCCUCCCCACGGCCACAUAUUAUGUGGCUGAAGGACAAUGUGCCAGUGACAAAGCGAGCUACAAUAAGUAAUUCUGAUGGCUCAUCCCAGUUGCUUAUCCCCUCCUCUGAGCGCUCUGAUUCCGGCAUCUACUCUAUUUUGGUGAAAAAUCUUGCGGGACAGGAGACAUUCAGUACAGAGAUCAGGGUCACAGAUGAUCCAAAGCCCCCUGGGCUGAUAGAACUGGAGGAAAACGUGCCCGGCACAGUGACGGUGAUCUGGGAGCCUUCUCCUGAUGAGAAACGGGAUGACCGCCUCCACUACACAGUGUCCAAACUUGACUCUACUAAACGCACAUGGACCACAGUGGCUGACAGACUCUUCAAUAACAAGUUCACAGUCUGCAACAUCAUGCAGGGGAGGGAAUAUCAUUUCCGGGUCUAUGCCAAAAAUGACAUGGGCAUAUCCGCACCCUCGGAGUCACCGACAUGGGGGAUGGAGAAGAAGAAAGAAAAGUUUGUGGUAAAUGCACCAAUCAGAAAGGACUGUGAUUUGCGAUGUGCUCCGACUUUCAUUGUGCCGUUGAAGCUUCACACUGCACCCAAAGGCUAUGAAUGCUAUAUGAGCUGUGCAGUGAAGGGAAAUCCCAAGCCUCGCGUCACGUGGUAUCGAAAUCACAUCAGUCUAAACACCAAUGCCAACUAUCACAUCUCCAACACCUGCGGAGUUUGCUCCAUGUUAAUCCUCCGCGUGGGCCCCAAGGACAUGGGAGACUAUACAGUCACCGCAGAGAAUGCCCUGGGACGGGCUGAAUGCUCCACGGUCCUCAGCGUCAGAGAGUGAAGAAACUAAGGACGCCACAAUAUGAGCAGUAUUCAUUUUAAAGUUUAGACUUCUCAUAAGGGAUAUUUGAAUUGAAGCGGUUGUGCUGCUUGGAUGUACGUAAUUCACCAACUGCAAUAAGAAUCGAAAUGAGAUA